CCCGUUUGCAGGUUUCCCUGCACAUUUUCCCCGCUUGGCAUCGACGGGACUGCUCGUUAGUCGGCUAUUUAAAAAGAAAACCCUGAAAACAUAUGGAAAUAGCGAGAAAACAGGGGGACAUCUCUCAGCGACGGCGACACGUGCUCCUCUCCUCUCCCCCUCCUCAUAUGAGUUUUUGAAAAGGGAGGGCAGGGCAGCUUGUGCAUCUCAUCGUCUUCCUCAUCUGGCGUCGGAGGGGCACAGCCGUGUGUGAGCCAUGACUCUGAGCUCAGAGAUGUCGGAUGCCUCCAUCCUUUCGGAAGAGACCGACAUAGACGUGGUCGGCGAAGGGGAGGAUGGAGACAACCAGACGCGCUCCUACGUGGACGAGGUGGCACAGAUGCACGACGGCAUCCUCCUGGCUGGCUCUCCUCCUCCGUGCCUGGACAGCUCCACCUCCUCAAGGGAUACCUACAAGCCGGCGGGCAAGAACACCCUGGUGAAGCCCCCUUACUCCUACAUCGCCUUAAUCACCAUGGCCAUCCUGCAGAGUCCCAAAAAGAGGCUGACUCUCAGCGAGAUCUGCGACUUCAUCAGCAACCGCUUCCCGUACUACAGGGAGAAGUUCCCGGCCUGGCAGAACUCCAUCAGACACAACUUGUCCCUAAAUGACUGCUUCGUGAAGAUACCGAGGGAGCCCGGGAACCCUGGGAAGGGCAACUACUGGACCUUGGACCCGGAGUCGGCUGAUAUGUUUGACAACGGGAGCUUUCUGAGGCGGAGGAAGCGCUUCAAGCGGCAGCAGGCGCAGGACCUGCUGCGGGAACACAACAAUUUUAUCCCCGCCGCUGCUGCGUAUGGGUACGGACCGUACGGCUGCGGAGGAUACGGCAUCCAGCUCCAGUCCUACCACACACACUCUGCACUUUUUGCGUUCCAACAGCAGCAGCAGCAGCAACAACAGCAGCACUCCAGGCAUUCACACGCACACACAGGAACCAUUAUCCCUGCACCGUCUUUGAUGCCCACCACCACGGACUUAGCCAGGAGUAGGUUUUACCCUCAGCUCAGCUCCAGUCUGGGAUCAGCCAGCGUGCAGGCUGCAGCCCCGGUGCAAAAGUCCAGCUCUCCGGUGCAGCGGUCUCCCUUCUCCAUAGAGAGUAUCAUCGGGGGGUCCCUGAGCCCCUCCAGGACUUCUCCGGCAGUUAUCCCGGUCUUACCGUCCUCUCUGGGGCCCUCAGCGGCCGGUCAGCCGCAGACCGUCCAUCCCGGAGCUGUUUUACACCCGGUAUAAAACUUUCCAAACAGAGCUGUCAGCGGCAUAGCGACUGUUAAAUGUCUUAACAACAAACUUUUCAAGAAACUAAAAAAAGAAAGCAACAAAAACAAAAAAACGCCCCUCUUUGAAGGUAGGAUUAUUUUUGUAUGUUUGUUUGAUAGCACGCAGCUGAAUGAUGGACAUAAAGAAACACUAUUUGUGCCUAUAUUCAUGCUGUUUAAAAAGAUAUAUUUAUGUUCAUUUUUCUCGGUGUGAAUCAGACUGUUGAC
Molecule: messenger RNA, 1527 nt
Organism: Epinephelus lanceolatus (giant grouper)
Lineage: Eukaryota; Metazoa; Chordata; Actinopteri; Perciformes; Serranidae
Gene: foxd1
Product: forkhead box D1
Biological process (GO): regulation of transcription by RNA polymerase II; cell differentiation; anatomical structure morphogenesis
Molecular function (GO): DNA-binding transcription factor activity, RNA polymerase II-specific; RNA polymerase II cis-regulatory region sequence-specific DNA binding
Source: RefSeq, a predicted model, not a curated record